Brenthis ino (lesser marbled fritillary) is the source of this 924-nucleotide messenger RNA. The record is from the annotation of a GenBank genome assembly. Lineage: Eukaryota; Metazoa; Arthropoda; Insecta; Lepidoptera; Nymphalidae.
AUGAUACGAGAAUUUUACGAUAGUUCCGAUGAAGAUGAAAUGGAAAGUCAGUAUCCGAUAGAUCCAGAAUGCUUGGUUCUAACUCGGCCUGAUCGCGAUAUGCAUAACCGUUGCUGUGGGGGUAAAGCUUGGUGCAUUAAGGACAUAUGUGGGAUUAUAUGUGCAGUCUUGACAUGGCUGCUGAUACUUUACGCGGAAUUCGUUGUGAUGAUGGUCAUGCUCCUGCCCGGCCUAACGACCUACCCCAUAUACAGUUAUAUAAAUAUAAUAAUAUUCCAAACUCUAGCGUUCCUUGCUUUCGCUUCACAUCUAAGAACAAUGUUCACAGAUCCAGGGGCGGUACCCAAAGGCAAUGCAACAAAGGAGAUGAUCAAACAGAUGAGUUUCCGUGAGGGACAAGUUAUAUUCAAAUGCACUAAAUGCUGCAGUAUAAAGCCGGAACGCGCCCACCACUGCUCUGUAUGCCAACGUUGCAUCAGGAAAAUGGACCAUCACUGUCCAUGGGUCAAUAACUGUGUGGGAGAGAACAAUCAGAAGUACUUUGUGCUGUUUACGUUCUACAUAGCGGCCAUAUCGAUCCAUUCGCUAACUCUAUCAGGGUACCAGUUCGUCACGUGUAUAAGGCACGAGUGGCGUGAUUGCAGCACGUACUCGCCGCCCGCUACCGUCGUCCUCCUCCUGUUCCUUAUAGCGGAGGCUUUGCUCUUCGCGAUAUUCACCGCAGUCAUGUUGGGCACUCAGUUACACGCUAUAUGGAAUGAUGAGACGGGUAUAGAGCAAUUGAAAAAGGAGCAAGCGCGUUGGGUGCGUAAGUCGCGAUGGAAAAGUAUACAAUCUGUGUUCGGACGGUUCUCUAUACUUUGGUUCUCUCCCUUCACUCAGCCAUCGCCUAAGACCAAGUUGGAAAGCUACUUAUACAGUGUU